GCUUAUUUGUCUACUCCCACUACACUUACCUACCUACCUAUCCACUACGCGGACUACGCGGACUACUUCCACCACCAACACCAUUGCUGCCGUUGCAGCUUCGGAGAGAACAACUCAGCUGGCUGAAUCACCCACGCCUCUCCCCCCCGUCGUCCAAUGCCUAUAAGUUGCUACGCCCCCGGCCGGCGGUGACCAUGAAAUUACGAGCUACCACUUGCGAUGUUCCGAAUCCUCGAGUCGCAGGCGCCGGCCAAACAAACGGCCACAGACACAAUUAACACUCUGAGUAGUCGACUGCAGAGUGCAACUCUCCUAGAAGACCGGCGGGCAGCGAUACAAGGAUUGAGAAGCUUUGCAAAGACCUUUCCCGCCUCAGUUGCAUCGGGCGCACUCCGCCCGUUGAUCAGCAGCCUCAGAAACGACCGCGAAGAUGUGGAUACCCUGAAAGUGGUCUUGGAGACCUUGUUGAUGUUAUUUACUCCGGAUGAGAAUAGUGUUGGUGGUCUCCUUAGCUGGGUCGGUCUGCAACACAUGCUGAUGUGCGCUGUCUAGCCCGAAGCAUCAGACGAAAUAGCUCUCUGGCUUUCCGAU
Messenger RNA from Aspergillus sclerotioniger CBS 115572, 591 nucleotides. Its product is annotated as putative intracellular protein transport protein (UsoA). Gene Ontology annotation, biological process: membrane fusion; transcytosis; intracellular protein transport. The coding region runs from base 220 to 552 and encodes 110 amino acids. The record is from RefSeq and is a predicted model, not a curated record. Lineage: Eukaryota; Fungi; Ascomycota; Eurotiomycetes; Eurotiales; Aspergillaceae. Gene Ontology annotation, cellular component: Golgi stack; ER to Golgi transport vesicle membrane; endoplasmic reticulum. The transcript has a single exon.